Messenger RNA from Cylas formicarius (sweet potato weevil), 1857 nucleotides. RefSeq names its product ufm1-specific protease 2 (gene Ufsp2). Bases 104 to 1846 code for a protein of 580 amino acids. The transcript is spliced from 7 exons. NCBI's taxonomy places the organism in Eukaryota, Metazoa, Arthropoda, Insecta, Coleoptera, Brentidae. The record is from RefSeq and is a predicted model, not a curated record.
GGCAGAUUCUGUGGCUAUGCUAUUGUUAAUUUAAAUAAAAUAGCUUUCAGACUACUCGAAUUUAAUUUGUUUUUAGCAGUCUUAUGUCUGUGUCAAUAUCAGGAUGAGACCCCAAAUUAAAAUUUCAGAAAUCACCUUGAAGAGACUGGAAAACAUAGGUGAACCAUGUUUUGGAAAAAUAUAUGGUAUUAUGGUAAAAAACACUAUUCUGAUUGUUGGUUUAGAAGUCGAUGUAGACAAUGAACCAAAUUUUAUAUACAGUUUUCCCGCAGAAGUUGAUCUCUAUGGAGUUUUUGAAGUUUAUUCAGAUCAUUUCCAUAAGGAAGAAAUUGUAGCUCGUAUUUCAAGAGUAGAUGUAACUGACAAUCCAAUAUUUAUAUCUCUAAAGCUAGGUGCAAUAAACGAAGUUUCGUUCAAUCUUGUUUCCAGUAAUAAAAUUGAACACAUACAGUUUAUUGUAACACCAGAACAAGAGAUUAAUACAGAUUUUGCACAUAUUAGGCUAAAAGGUGAAUUUUGUUUAAACACGUGCCAAGAUCGGGAAAAACUCUCUAAAGAUUUGCAACAGCUUCGUAAAACUGUAGCUUCAGGAGCUAUAGCCUUCACUUUUAAUAGCUUAAAUGUUAUUUUGGUAGCAAAUGAUAAUGAAAAUGGUAUAAUUGGUUUGACUGGUGAUCCAUCUUUUGGGGAAGUUUGUGAUGAAGCCAAUAUUAAGAAUGAAGGCAUUCAGAAGAAGAAAAAAAACCUUAAUAACAAUCUUGAAAUUGUGGAUAUGAGAAUGUUGAAAAAAGUUACAAGUAGUGAUCCUAACAGUGAAAAUACAAGUCAUUCUCCGGUUGUCGCCUUUAAUAGAAGGCCAGGUAAUUUACUCAAUUUAAACAUUAAAAUUGAUUUUCUGGCCAUGAUACACAAAAAGACUAAUCUCUCAAAGAUGUAUGGUAUACUACUGGAAUGUGCAAUUAGAAAUUUGCGAUUAUAUGAAAGUGCUCUUCAAGAAAAAGUCAAACAAGGAGUUACUGGUCCAUGUACACCAGAAACGACCCAUUUUUAUCCUAAAGAAUGUGGUCAUUUCAUAACCAGAAUCAAUUUCCAUGAACCAGAACACACACAGAGAAUACAAAGGGAAGUACUACAUAAAACCCUGUUGCUUAGUACAGAUAGACCAAUUUUUCGAAAAAAUAAUCAGUUUGUGUUUAAAAAAAAUCAAAAUAAUGGACCAUUAAUUUGUCCCCAUGAAGGAGUUAAAUUGACAGAUAAUGGUGGAAAAAUAUCCAUUGUUAGAGGAAAAUAUGAGUAUUAUCACUACUGCCAGAACAAAAUAGAUGACAAUGGAUGGGGAUGUGCGUACCGUUCUCUGCAAACUUUAGCUUCUUGGUAUAAACAUCAAGGGUACACUGAUAAAGAAGUCCCAACAUUUAAAGAUAUUCAAAAGUGUCUUGUGGAAAUUGGAGACAAACCACCCAGUUUUAUAGAUUCACGCCAAUGGAUCGGUUCAACUGAAGUUAGCUUUGUUUUGGAUAGUUUAUUGGGUGUCACCUCAAGGAUUUUGUUUGUGAGCUCUGGUGAUGAAAUGGGCUCGAAAGGACCAGAACUUGUUAAUCAUUUUGAAGUACAUGGGUCUCCAGUAAUGAUAGGUGGGGGUGUUCUGGCACAUACAAUCUUAGGGGUCGAUUAUAAUCAACAAACAGGGACCUUGAAAUUUUUGAUACUUGACCCCCAUUAUACUGGUGCUGAAGAUUUGCAUAUUAUACAAAGUAAAGGGUGGUGCGGAUGGAAAGGGGUAGAUUUUUGGGAUAAAAGUGCCUAUUACAAUAUGUGUCUACCUCAAGUACCCAGGGAAAUUUAAAGGAAGCUCAU